Mangifera indica (mango) is the source of this 1620-nucleotide messenger RNA. Its product is annotated as mitogen-activated protein kinase kinase 5-like. The transcript has a single exon. Gene Ontology annotation, biological process: protein phosphorylation. The record is from RefSeq and is a predicted model, not a curated record. Gene Ontology annotation, cellular component: cytoplasm. Gene Ontology annotation, molecular function: protein serine/threonine kinase activity; ATP binding. Bases 348 to 1379 code for a protein of 343 amino acids. NCBI's taxonomy places the organism in Eukaryota, Viridiplantae, Streptophyta, Magnoliopsida, Sapindales, Anacardiaceae.
ACGUUCCAAUCCUAGACGUCAAAAAAUCUCGAUUCCUUGCGACUUCUAAUCUGAAUUGACCAUCUUAUCCCCCCUUUAUUUAUUUACUUACCUUACCAUUGCAUUUUACUUUCAUCACUAUUUUCUCUCUUUCUAAAAUUCCAAAAUUUUCAUUUUCUUGUGUUUUUGGCGAAUCGGGCGAAGCUUCUCUCCCUCUUUCGCCUUUUGUUUUGACAUGAAUUUUACACAACAAUAUCUUCCAAUCAGACCCCAAAUCUUAUUGGGUCUUUAAAUUUGUUGUCUUGAGUUAGUUUAUUCGCUGAGGAAACAUUCAAAAACGCUACAAAUCUUUGAAGUUUGGUCCGAUUAUGAAGCCGAUUCAACCACCAACGUCUGCGGCAUCGUCGCGUAAUAGGCGAAUUCCACGGAGACGGCCGGACCUAACCCUACCAAUACCGCAACGUGACGCGCCUAUUGCGGUGCCGCUUCCUCUUCCGCCGUACUCCGCCCCGGUAACGAGUCAGAACAACAACAUAGUGAUGAAUUUCAACGAACUCGAGCGACUCAACCGAGUCGGGAGCGGAUGUGGAGGCACCGUUUACAAAGUCGUCCACCGGCCGACUUCGCGGGUCUUCGCGCUCAAAGUGAUCUAUGGAAACCACGACGACGCCGUGCGCCGUCAGAUCUUGCGGGAGAUUGAGAUCCUCCGAGAUGUCGACCACCCGAACGUGGUCAAGUGCCACGACAUGUUCGACCACAACGGCGAAAUCCAAGUCCUUUUAGAGUUCAUGGAUGGUGGCUCUCUCGAAGGCUCACGAAUUUCUCAAGAAAACUUACUUUCAGAUCUCGCUAGACAAGUCUUAAGCGGAUUAUCGUAUUUACAGCGUCGCCACAUUGUUCAUCGGGACAUAAAGCCCUCAAAUUUGUUAAUAAAUUCAAGAAAAGUUGUCAAAAUUGCCGACUUUGGGGUCAGUAGAAUAUUGGCACAAACAAUGGAUCCUUGUAACUCUUCCGUGGGUACAAUAGCUUAUAUGAGUCCGGAGAGGAUCAAUACGGAUUUGAAUCAAGGGCAAUAUGAUGGACACGCCGGAGAUAUAUGGAGUUUGGGGGUGAGCAUUUUGGAGUUUUAUCUUGGGAGGUUUCCAUUUUCGGUGGGGCGGCAGGGGGAUUGGGCGAGUUUGAUGAUGGCAAUAUGUAUGUCACAGCCACCAGAGGCGCCGCCUACAGCGUCUAGGGAUUUUAGGGAUUUUAUAGCGUGUUGUUUACAGAGGGAUCCGCCUAGGCGGUGGACGGCGGCGCAGUUAUUGCAGCAUCCGUUUAUAUUGAGGGGAGGAGGAACGAAUCAGGUGCAUCAGAAUCUUCAUCAAUUGUUACCUCCACCACGCCCACUUUCUUCUUAGUAGUUUUUACUUCAUUAGUGAAUGGAUGGAUCAAUGUUAAAUCUUGAUUUUGGUUUCUUUCUUUUUCUUAAUUUUGUUUGAUAUGAUGAUGGGUGAGGUGGGAUUUGGUUUUUAGGGGAGUUUAGAUGAUUGGGGUUAUGAAAUUAACGGAGGAGCUUCAAGUAUGGAUAUGGAUGAAUGAUGAGGAUGAAUAUCAACUUUCAAUCAAAUUAAUCAAUGAAUGAAUCUUGUCUUUUGAUAA